ACAGUUCAAGCGGAUGCUGAAUAAGGAACUAUCACAUCUUAGCGAAUCAAGCAAAUCUGGCAACCAGAUAUCUGAAUAUAUUAGUUCGACUUUCUUAGAUAAACAACAGGAGCUGGAUAUCCCCUACAGUAGAGAUGAUUCGGAUAUGCAUAACCCAAGCUCACUUUCCCGAAGCCGGUCGCCCCGGAUGGGUGAACGGAUGUCCCAGAUAUCCGGCUUCAAGCGACCGUUGCAGCAUACGAAUUCUUUCACCAGUGAUCGAUUGCCGCAGUACGGAGUCGAUACGCCACACGAACACCAGUUGGGGCCGGUUCUCAACCAGAUCGACACCUGGGGCAUCGACAUUUUCAGAAUCGAAACUCUAAGCAACAAUCGACCGCUGACCUGUGUAGCUUUUGCUAUCUUUCAGGAAAGGGACAUACUGAACACUCUUAUGAUACCAUCCAAAGUUUUUCUAGCGUUUAUGACAACCUUAGAGGAUCAUUAUGUUAAGGAUAAUCCAUUUCACAACUCACUGCACGCAGCGGAUGUGGCGCAGAGCACUCACGUUCUGCUGAACACGCCGGCCCUAGAGAAUGUAUUUACUCCGUUAGAGACCUGCGCAGCACUAUUUGCCGCCUGUAUACAUGAUGUUGAUCAUCCAGGUUUAACCAAUCAGUUUUUAAUUAAUUCAAGUUCAGAACUAGCAAUUAUGUACAAUGACGAGUCCGUACUAGAGAAUCAUCAUUUAGCAGUUGCAUUUAAACUCAUGCAAAAUGAAGACUGCGAUAUAUUACGCAAUAUACAGAAGAAACAACGUCAAACGUUUAGAAAGAUGGUUAUCGAUAUGGUGCUAUCAACGGAUAUGUCAAAACACAUGACAUUGCUGGCCGAUCUGAAAACAAUGGUGGAGACUAAGAAGGUUGCGGGAUCUGGAGUUCUACUAUUAGAUAAUUAUACUGAUAGGAUACAGGUAUUAGAAAAUUUGGUACACUGUGCUGAUCUCAGCAAUCCCACCAAACCAUUACCCAUGUACAAACGAUGGGUUGCCCGGCUGAUGGAGGAGUUCUUCCUGCAGGGCGACAAGGAACGGGCUGCCGGUAUGGAUAUCAGCCCAAUGUGCGAUCGGCAAAACGCGACAAUCGAAAAAUCGCAAGUCGGCUUCAUCGACUACAUUGUGCAUCCAUUAUGGGAGACGUGGGGGGAUCUUGUGCAUCCUGAUGCGCAGGACAUUCUCGACAUGCUGGAGGAGAAUCGUGAUUACUAUCAGAGCUUAAUACCACCUUCGCCACCUUCACUAGAUGAAGCGGAAGAUAAGAUUCGUUUUCAGAUGACGCUGGAAGAGGAAAGUGCUUCCGAAAAUGAUGAUUCAAACCGCGAGGAUAAGCCCUAGAAAAACUGCACAUCAUCAUCACCCCUGCUGUUCCCUGUCAUAACGAAUAUACAUUUAAUCAAGAACUUUACAGAAAUUUAGGCAUAUACUCAUCGCACUUAUAAUCAUGUAUAAAAAUCAGUACCCAAAAAGGAUGAAAAUAGAACACGGAAGGAGGUUGCUGGCAAAUCGAUACAAAGCAAAACAAACCAAAACAAACAAACAAACAAACAAACAAACAAACAAGCAAGCAACAAUAACACACAUGGACACAUACAUUAACAAACAAACGUACACAUACACAUACACGCGUUGGGGCUGGCUCCCUUCGCUUAAUAUAUUUAAUAAUGAAAUUGUAAUUCGUUAAUAAUUUAUUAGUUGAAAGAAAUUUUAUGAGCAACAAAGUUUUGUACGAUAAGUUACUUUAUUUUUGAUACGUCUGAGAUGUAUAUGUUGAAACCAAAAACAAAAAUUCAAAUGAAGCAAACAUACACACCACACGAAUAGCGAAAUUUAUAUCCAAACCAAAAAGCAUAAUUUUAAAUUGUAGUAGUACUAAGUACGUGACUGGGAGGGACAUAACGGUCUGCUGGGAAUUUCAAGGAAAUAUUCAGAUCGCCUCCCACAAAUAGUGGUUUUCUAAGUUUUAUUACUUUAUUCUGUAACUACUUAAAGUGAUUGUGAAAGGAAAGCAAAACCCUGUCGAAUAGAUGGCUAUAAUUUGCUGCGAUUAUUUGUUGACAAGUGAUCCCAUGUUUUUUAUGCCAUGCUUCUGUUUUGUGGAGAUAUUUGUGCAAUGAUAACCGGCAACAGAAGAGCAACAAAUGGCAAGCGAAUUCGAGUUUAUGUUGAGCCAGAGGAGAAUCGAUGAGACACAAUAUAAAAUGAGAACAAAUAUAACGGUUACAAAACUGAUGAUAUUAUACGGUAAAACAGAAGAAAAACUAUCUUAGGAUAUAAGUAGUUACUAAAUAGAAGCAAUAUCAGAGCAAGGAAGAAACAAAGAAAAGAAAGACGAAAGACAGAUUCUAUUUUAAAAGAUUGGAAAUUGAUUCUCAUUGUGGGUUCAUUUCGCAUGUUGUCUAAUCCAAGCAGUUCAUUCAAAUGUUAAGUUGCUCCAUAUUUCAAACUCAUACGAAUAUCGAAAGUCCAAAAGAUAAAUUGGCUACAGCGUGUGGAUAGAAUCAUUAUCAUACGAAGCAAAUGACAUUCGAUAAUCGAGUAGUAAUCCAUCAACAACACAAAUAUUCGAACGACAUUUUGCGUUACGAAGAAGCUACUUUCCAAAAGAUUGCUGUCGUGAUAUAAUUUCGUGACAGCAAACUGACGUUCAUCUCUGUUCUACAAACACAUAAAUUCUAAAACGCAUUCAGUCAUCAUCGAAAACUGUUGUCGAAAUCGUUUAUUUACGCAUAGAUUCAAUCCAGUUUAUCUACAGAAACAAAACAAAACAAAAAACACACAGCCACUGCAACAACAUAAAAAUCAAGAAUGCGAUCGAUAGUGUAGUAACGUGUAAGAAUAGCAGUCAAAUCUGUCUCGAAGCGGAGAACCUUCAACAAUUAGCGAACAAGACUAAUUAAUAAAUAAUUUAAAAUAAAAUGAACAAAACCAAACAAAAUUAAACAGAGAAUCAUACAAACUGUCUGAUAACGCUAGUAAUUAGUGAAAUAUUGAUGUGUAACUAGUUUCGAGAGUUAGCAAAAGAGACAAAAAAAAAAACAA
Messenger RNA from Ochlerotatus camptorhynchus, 3076 nucleotides. RefSeq names its product 3',5'-cyclic-AMP phosphodiesterase-like. Bases 14 to 1372 code for a protein of 452 amino acids. Gene Ontology annotation, cellular component: cytosol; nucleus; perinuclear region of cytoplasm. NCBI's taxonomy places the organism in Eukaryota, Metazoa, Arthropoda, Insecta, Diptera, Culicidae. Gene Ontology annotation, biological process: signal transduction. Gene Ontology annotation, molecular function: 3',5'-cyclic-AMP phosphodiesterase activity. The transcript has 7 exons. The record is from RefSeq and is a predicted model, not a curated record.